GAAACUUGUCAAGGAAGUGGUGGGCGUUCCUCGCUGUUAGUUCGUUGACGCUGAGAAGAAUUUUUCUCCUCCACGACAAGGUCCCCCGAUGUUUCUUCCCACACUCGUGGAGGACAUGCAUCACUUCAAGCCAAGUCGAGAAAGAUUGUACACCACCCGGUGUUGUGGAUGUUGCCACGUCCGCACGGGAACCAUCAUCCUGGGAACAUGGUACAUGGUGGUCAAUCUGUUGAUGGGCAUCCUGCUGACUGUAGCUGUGACCCACCCGGAGAACGUACCCACUAUUGACUUGCAGUAUGAGGUCAUCGACCAUUACUUUGCCUCCGACAGGAUGUCUGAGAAUGCCUGUGUUGGAUUCGCCAUCUCUCUGCUGAUGCUCACUAUCAGUGCCAUGAUGGUGUACGGAGCCAUCACUCAUCGUGACGGCUGGCUCAUCCCGUUUUUCUGCUAUCAGCUGUUUGACUUUGCUCUGAGCUGCCUGGUGGCCAUCAGUUCUCUGACCUACCUACCCAGGAUCAAGGACUACCUGGACCAGCUGCCGGAUUUCCCGUACAAGGAUAACCUCCUCUCUCUGGACUCCAGCUGCCUGCUGCUCUUUGUUCUGGUCUUCUUCGCCUUCCUCCUCAUCCUCAAGUCUUACCUGAUCAACUGUGUGUGGAACUGCUACAAGUACAUCAACAACAGGAACAUGCCCGAGAUUGCUGUCUACCCGGCCUUUGAGACCCCCCCUCAGUACAUCCUGCCCACUUAUGAGAUGGCAAUGAAGAUGCCAGAAAAGGAAGCCCCGCCCCCUUACAUGCCUGCCUAAGCACCAGCCCUGUUGCCAAAAAACACACACACACACACACACACACACACCACCAUAUGCAUUCCUAUUUUACCUCACUAACCUUUUCUGAACAGCCCACGACUGUGUAUGUGUAUGGCCAACGACAACUCUACCCUCAGUAUUUGCACAGCGCGUCUAUAGAGCAUCCAGAUGUGUGAGAGGAGGGAAGGUGGGACGGACUGAAAUCUGUGUGAAAUAAAUGAAUGAAUGUGAUGUUUGAAAAGCAACGCAAGUUACCAGCCUACCCUCCCACCCCUCUGCCUUUUUAUGUCCUCGUAAAAAGGAUACAUGUGAAGUUAAACUGCUUGAAAUGCUAUCAUCAACCCAGCACCAUCAUGUCUAUAGAUAUAGAUAUAUGAAGUGUAAAAAAAAUAUAUGACAAUCCUUAUUCGUAUAGCUCUUAUUGUUGAAUUGUGUUAAUUUCCUCCCCAAGUAUUAAGCUCUAGGCUAUUCCAACGCAGUCUUGAACAUAGUCCGUAGCACUUUUCAGUCUAUUUAUUUUCUUUGCUGUGGUUCAGUUCACCCUCGACAUUUGUGCUGCUCUGAGGUUCUCAGACAGACCACAGGCGUUGAUGAUGGAUCACUUUGCCCGCUUCUUUUUCGCCCAACGUGUGGGGUGAGCCGCUAGUCGUGUGUACUUUAGUAGUUGCAUGCUUCUCAACAACCUUUCCAUUACUUUUCUGGCUAUAUGAUUUUUAUCCUAGUGGAAAAAACAUUUGACUUCAAUAAACUAUUCAGAACAUUUAUAUCUCUUACUCUUUUAUUCAUGCCAAGUACAGUGUGCUGAAGUAGGUCUCAUCUCAAAGACGCCCUUAGUGACCAUCGCACCAGCAGCAAGUUGCGUCUUGUCAGAACGUUUGUUUUGAAUUUGGUUUUAAUAAAUUCGAUUGUUUUCCC
Molecule: messenger RNA, 1726 nt
Organism: Gasterosteus aculeatus aculeatus (three-spined stickleback)
Lineage: Eukaryota; Metazoa; Chordata; Actinopteri; Perciformes; Gasterosteidae
Gene: laptm4a
Product: lysosomal protein transmembrane 4 alpha
Cellular component (GO): lysosomal membrane
Source: RefSeq, a predicted model, not a curated record